Molecule: messenger RNA, 1525 nt
Organism: Impatiens glandulifera
Lineage: Eukaryota; Viridiplantae; Streptophyta; Magnoliopsida; Ericales; Balsaminaceae
Product: phosphatidylserine decarboxylase proenzyme 1, mitochondrial
Exons: 12
Coding region: 41-1384 (447 amino acids)
Biological process (GO): phosphatidylethanolamine biosynthetic process
Cellular component (GO): mitochondrion
Molecular function (GO): phosphatidylserine decarboxylase activity
Source: RefSeq, a predicted model, not a curated record
UUAAUUUCUUCAUCCUGGUUGAUUCGAAGGUGAAAAAAAAAUGAAGUUUAGGGCUUCUCAGGGGCUUGUUCCUCUCCUAGCCUUCAAGCGCACUAAUUUCACCCAUCACCAUCACCAACUGCAACGACUCUGUUUCAGUUCAUUGCUCAAUAAGGCCAAAGUAUUCCAACCUCGAGCUUCCAGUAAUGGCGGAAGUAGAGGCAGCAGCAGUUCAAAAGAUAAUUAUUUUCUGGUUCCGGGAGCUACAGUAGCCACCAUUAUUAUGCUUGGUGCUCUUCAUGCACGUCGACUCUAUGAUGACAAGAAGCUCGAAGAAGCAAGAGAGAAAGGGAUUCAAAUCGAGUUUCGACCUGAUGUGAAAGCUACUUUCUUCAGAUUUCUACCUCUCCGGUCCAUUUCCAGAGCCUGGGGUUUCCUGUCUGGAAUAGAACUUCCCAUUUGGUCCCGUCCAUAUGUAUAUAAAGCUUGGGCUAGGGCAUUUCAUUCGAACUUAGAUGAAGCAGCACUACCUUUGGAUGAAUAUAAGUCUUUGCGGGAUUUCUUUGUUCGAUCUUUAAAAGAAGGUUCCAGGCCUAUGGAUGGUGAUCCAUGUUGUCUGGUUAGCCCUGUGGAUGGUACUAUUCUGCGAUUCGGAGAGCUUAAAGAAGCUGGCUCCAUGAUUGAGCAAGUCAAAGGAUUUUCGUAUUCUGUACAUUCACUCCUUGGUUCAAACCCAUCAUUCAAUAUGAUAGCUGAGGAUAUGUCUGAAGAGACUACCAGUCAGGGAAGCAUUCAAAAAGAAGAGAAUAGGAAGUCAUGGUGGAGAAUUGGUUUUGCUUCUCCAAAAAUCAAAGACCCCAGAUUAGAAUGUCCACCGAGAGGUGUUUUCUACUGCGUAAUCUAUUUGAGACCUGGAGAUUAUCAUCGGAUACACUCUCCUGUUGACUGGAAUAUUCAUCUCCGAAGACAUUUUCCAGGUAACCUUUUUCCAGUGAACGAACGUGCUACAAGAACUAUCAGAAACCUUUACACUGAGAAUGAGAGGGUUGUGCUCGAAGGGAAGUGGCAAGAGGGGUUUAUGGCAAUGGCAGCAGUUGGAGCAACAAAUAUUGGUUCUAUUGAGCUUUAUAUAGAACCAACCCUUCAAACAAAUCAGCCACGAAAGAAGUUAUUGCACAGGGAGCCUCCCGAGGAACGAGUUUACGAGCCUGCUGGCAUCAGGCUCAGAAAAGGAGAAGAGGUAGCUGCAUUCAACAUGGGUUCAACUGUAGUACUCGUGUUCCAGGCUCCCAUAUCAAAAUCACUGGACAUGGAUGAGAAAGAUUCUUUAUCUGCAUUCAAAUUCACAGUUAAUAAGGGGAAUAGAAUACGGGCAGGAGAAGCACUGGGAAGGUGGCAAAAUUGAACUACUGAAUGUUUUUUUCCCCUCAUUUGGCAUUACUUGAUUAUGCAAAACUUUAUUGAGAAAAAUGUAUGGUGUUCUAUAUAUCAAACUGCCAAUGUCAAUGAUUAUUCAUGACUAUUAUCUUAUUUGGGUAUUUGUCUA